GCGUCGUGUCGCGCGUCCCACGCUCGGCGGGUCGUGCCUCCUCCCCCUCUCGACGCGCCACCCCGUCCCCGUCCGCCCGUCGAGCCGUGAUGAAUUCGGCCGACACCAAGGCCCGGUUCGAGGCCUACAACCGGCUGCAGGCGGCGGCCAUGGCGUUCGGGGAGAAGCUCCCGAUUCCGGAGAUAGUGGCGAUAGGGGGCCAGUCAAACGGCAAGAGCUCGCUCCUGGAGGCGCUCCUCGGCUUCCGCUUCAACGUCCAAGAGGUCGAGAUGGGCACCCGCCGCCCCCUCGUCCUCCAGAUGGUCCACGACCCCACCGCCCUCGAUCCCCGCUCCCGCUUCCAGGAGGAGGACUCGAAGGAGUACGGCCACCCCAUGGUGCAGGUCGCGGCCAUAGCCGACCUCAUCAAGCAGCGCACCGAGUCGCACCUCCGGACGAUCAAGGCCGCCGCCUCGCCCAAGCCCAUCGUCAUGAGGGCCGAGUACGCCCACUGCCCCAACCUCACUAUCAUCGAUACCCCAGGUUUCGUGCUUAAGGCUAAGAAAGCUGAGCCGAAGAGGACGCCUGAGGAGAUCCUAUCGAUGGUGAAGACACUAGCGAGCCCGCCCCACCGCCUCAUUCUGUUCCUCCAGCAGAGCAGCGUCGAGUGGUCGCGGCGGCCCACACAACGGUGGGGAUCAGGCGCAGGGAAUUUCUCAACAUAUACCAACCAUAUUGAUAAUUCAGAGAUGUCAACGCAGUCAUGUGAGAUACAGCCCUAUGCAUAUGUACCUGACGGUCCAGUCGAACCUUAUCAACCUUCUUGGUCGAUGAAUUUGGGAUACUAUCACGACUCCACAGAAGAUUUGACUCCCCAGUAUGAUAAUCAUGCGUUCGAAUCUGGUGAAUAUGGAGGCAUGGCAAGCAUAUUCUCGUCUUCCUCGUAUCCUGAGCAAGUAGAAGUUUAUGAGCAAUCUUAUGGUGAUGAGUAUGUCUCCUUGGAACAAAAUUUCCAGAGCAACUGGAAUGCUUUUUUUGAAGAUACCUCUGGAAUCACUAAAUUAGUAGAUAUUGAUGUGCUGCGACACUUGCAUGAUGGUGUGAAAGGGGGUUUCAAUGAAGACAAGUUUGCUCCGUACAUUGGGUUUAGCUGUCUCAGGAAGUAUUUGGAGUCUGAACUUCAGAAGAGGUACAAAGAAGCAGCUCCAGCCACCCUAGCAUUGUUGGAGCAGAGAUGCAGUGAUGUCUCGAUGGACCUAUCCAGACUGGACUCCAAACUGCAAGCAACCUCUGACGUCUCUCAGCUGAGAAGAUCGGCAAUGCUUCAUGUUGCUUCUAUCUGCACCCAUUUGCGUGCAUUACUUGAUGGAGCAGUUGAUCCAGCCCCAGAGGUGUGGGGAAAAACUACUGAAGAGGAGCAAAUUCACAGUGGUAUUAACAGCUGGCCUAGCACCAGCGUUCCUGUAAAACCUCCCAACUCCAGCCUUAAGCUGUAUGGUGGUGCGGCUUUUGAGAGAGUAAUGCACGAAUUCCGCUCUGCGACAUAUUCCAUGGAGUGCCCACAGGUGUCAAGAGAGAAGGUUGCGAACAUAUUACUUGCCCAUGCUGGAAGAGGUGGAAGCAGUGGGAUGACUGAGGCAGCUGCUGAGAUAGCACGCGCGGCUGCACGAUCAUGGCUUGCUCCUCGUACUGAAACUACAUGUGAUCGGCUUGCAUUUGUCCUGCAAAGCUUAUUUGACCUUGCAAUGGAGCGCAGCCGCACUGAUGAUUCAAGAUGUAAGACUUGGCAUUUUUAUUUUGCUGGGGUUCAUCUUGCUUCUAGCCUUAUUUAUUAG
Messenger RNA from Hordeum vulgare subsp. vulgare (domesticated barley), 1814 nucleotides. RefSeq names its product dynamin-related protein 5A-like. The record is from RefSeq and is a predicted model, not a curated record. The transcript is spliced from 9 exons. Lineage: Eukaryota; Viridiplantae; Streptophyta; Magnoliopsida; Poales; Poaceae. The coding region runs from base 90 to 1814 and encodes 574 amino acids. Gene Ontology annotation, molecular function: microtubule binding; GTPase activity; GTP binding. Gene Ontology annotation, cellular component: microtubule; cytoplasm; membrane.